This is a messenger RNA of Raphanus sativus (radish), 1629 nucleotides long. RefSeq lists its product as uncharacterized. The transcript has a single exon. NCBI's taxonomy places the organism in Eukaryota, Viridiplantae, Streptophyta, Magnoliopsida, Brassicales, Brassicaceae. The record is from RefSeq and is a predicted model, not a curated record. Bases 1 to 1629 code for a protein of 542 amino acids.
AUGACGGCUAGGGUUUUGGGAGGCGAUUUUGAGGGUUUGAGCGAGGAAGGAAAGGAUGCUACCAUGGAGGAUAUCGGAGGGAAAGGAAGGCCACCGGGAGAUCCACCAGAUAACUCUGGCUCUUGGUUGCAGAAAGUAGUAGGGAGUAGCGUUGGAGGGAUGCCUGUUCCGGAGGAAGCAGUGGGAGAGGAUUUUGUGGAAUCGAGAUUGAGAUUGGAGUUUCCGAACGGGGAAGAUGGAGAACCGGUGAUAACGAUAGAAGAUGAAGUGUUGAUGGCUAUGAAUAAUCUGUGGAAGAGAUGCAUGAUCGUUAGAGUUUUGGGUAGGAAUGUUCCAAUCUCGAGCCUUAAUAGAAAACUAAAAGAACUAUGGAAACCAAAAGGGUCGAUGUUUGUCGUGGAUCUUCCUAGACAGUUCUUUAUGGUACGUUUUGAGCUAGAGGAGGAGUAUAUGGCUGCCCUAUCAGGGGGUCCGUGGAGGGCUUUUGGUAGCUACCUUAUGGUACAAGCAUGGACUCCGGAGUUUGACCCAUUGAAGGAUGAUAUAGUGACUACUCCGGUGUGGGUUCGCUUAUCACACAUCCCAGUCAACUUCUAUCAUAAAACGAUUUUGAUGGGAAUAGCCAAAGGGCUAGGACGACCAAUUAAGGUAGAUGGAACAACGUUGAAGUUUGAAAGGGCGAGAUUUGCGAGAAUCUGUGUGGAGGUAAACAUAAAUAAGCCAUUGAAGGGAUCGGUGAUGAUAAAUGGUGAGAGGUAUUACGUCUCCUAUGAAGGGAUCUCAGCCAUAUGUUCGACAUGUGGUAUGUAUGGUCAUCUCGUUCAUGCAUGUCCACGGAAUGCCACAGAGAAAGCACCGAGUCAAGUGAUUAACCGAGAAAUCGUAAAUCAUGUGAGCACGGAAGCAAAAGAAAUGGACGAGGGAUUUAUCCAAGGAAAACAGGCGAGGAGGAAGCCUGAACAAUCGAGGCAGACAGGAAGCUCCAUGCAGAGCAAUAGAGGUAGAAAUAUGGUGGGGAGUAAGACAAGGGAAGCACGUAAAGGGAAUUCGGGGAAGGAAAUAAAGGUAUCCAAUAGGUUUGGGAGCUUAGUGGAAGAGAGGGAGAAGGAAGAGCUCACAAAGGAUACUGGGAGAGUAGAUGAGAAUAAAGAGAAUGAAGAUACAGUGAACUUGAGCUCAGAGGAUUUGAGUCGAGUUCGUGGAAAAGCUAUUGCUUUUGGCCAUAACGAGAAGAAUAUGCAGUUUACUGCAACUGAGAAGAAAGGGAGUCAACAGGUAGCCCGUUUGGGCCCGAAGGAGAAGAAGGGGAGUAUCUUGCGAGGCCCACACUUUCAAAAGUCUAAAUUGAAGCCUAUUGGGCCUACACGAGGACUAAUUUAUGGCCCAGCUAGAGGAGAGCUAGAUCUAUCGGUGAGUGGAAAGAGACUUCGAGUGGAGAAGGAGAGUAUUGGUAGACCUGGUGGUGUUUUCGCCGGAGAUAGAGAAUCAGGGGAAAAUGAGAAGAACUGUCAGACUUGUGAGCGGAGGAUUAUACAGGAGAUAUUGGCACCGUCGGCGACUCCAAUUCUGGAUGAAUCGGAAGCUGGUGGAGGUCGGUUGGAAGAAGGAUCGAAGAGUAUGGAGGCAUAA